AAACUGUUCCGCCUCCCACUAUUCAACCGAAGUGGAUCUGCUGAGCCCAGUAUCUCCUGCCCAAUGGAUGUGAAACACGAUCUUCACGUGGUUUUUGAUCAGAAAAGCGGUGAUUUUCUGGGUAUGCCUCCACAAUGGGUUCAUCUCCUGAGGACAUCGAAUAUCCCUACCUCGGAGCAGGCUGCAAAUCCAGACCUCAUGCUUGACGUCCUCCAGUGCUACGACGAGUCGGCUAAACCGAAGGAGAAGUACAUGACCAAUAUCUCCGGAGUUACCAGUUCAUCAGGUUCAGUCGAUUCAAUGAGUCAAUCCUCUUCCACUCGUUGCUCAUCCACAGUCCAACCGACUGGCUUCAUGACUCCUCUCUCCUCAGCAACUGGCCCUUCUAGCCUGGGUGAAGGUCUUCAUUUCCUCUCUGACCGUCUUCAAGACCAGCGUUCCUCGACCCCACCUCAUCACAAAUUUUCCACCCUUUCCUCUCCUCUCGUCACAAGUUUUCUUCCUUCUGAUCAUUGUACCGCUAAUGUCAACGGCGGCUCUCCAACAAUGCGCGGCUAUAGCUACAAUGAGAAAAGUCUCUCGGGCCAGGCUACUGGGGCUCCUAGACGGACUAGUGAGGUUGUGGGUCCCCGACCUCCUCCUCCCGCACCCCCUCAUCGAACUUGUUCUAGCAGUGGCGCUAAUGGAGGAAUGAUUGCUGGCGAAGGGAAACAGCUAUUACUUGAAGGUCAACAGGCCAAAUGUAGUCAAGAGGGAAGUGCAUCUACAAGCUCUGUUCCUAGUCUUCCGACAACUUCGGGAGUUUCUGUUGGAGGUGGAUCUUCCAGUCUCUCAAGCAGUGGAUGCUCCUUCUAUUACUACUCGGGUAGUGGAGACACGAGCAAUUCUCCCACAUCCGGAUGCGGUUUCGCUGCCCCGCCACCUCCUAUCCCUCCUCAUCAAGUUGCCUCAUCUACUACUAAUAAUACCCUGAGUAGCAGUUGUAUUACUGACCCUGCUGCAACGCUCCGUGGCGAUCAUCAUCGAUCUGUUCCUCCCGCGGGCGGUGGUGCGUCAACUCUUGUCAAGGGUGCGGGUGGCCUGAGCGGUCUUGAUUGGGACCAUCGGGCAUUUUCCUCAACGGAAGACUAUCCCUGUCCGGAGAAGUCAAAGGUGGUUUCACCAUCUGAGAUGCCAGAGUCAUUCACAUCAGAGGAAGAGGAAGAAGAUGGACAAGAUGAGACGUCAUCUUCUUCGGAACAAGAUGAUGAGACCGGUGAGGAUAUGGUUAUCAAUUUUGCUGAAGAUGAGGAUGUCUCUAAGGGGAUGUCUCCAGAAACGGUGAAUGACAUGGCUGUUGCUAUGGAGAAACAAGUCUGCGUAAGGGAUGUCUCUCCCCCCAAUGUGAGUUUAACAGUUUCUAUGCAACGUUUGGAUGAAAUGGUGGUAGUUGACGCGAUUCCCACUGCAUCGAAUAUGGUGAAAAUUGUGAAAAGCGACGCUCUUUCUUCAAUUGAUGAAACUAUACUGCCACCGCAACCACCACCACCACCAUCAUCACCUUUCUCCUCCCAACUGCCGACUUCUGCAAGCUCUCCAACACCAUUUGAAAAUGGUGGCACGCUUACCAAUGGACAUACAAGGAAAUAUCCCUUGGAAAACGGAAAUGGACCGGUCAAGACUCUACCUCUUCAGAAGCCCUCGUCACCAACCUUGCCUGUGGCCCCCGCCCCACCAGCAGUUCACCACUUCCCUUACUCACCAAAACCCUCCUCUAGCAACCACCAUCAAAAUCACCAACAGCAACAACAACAGCAACAUCAAAACCAUCAUGCAGCUCCUAGACGACGAGCAGCCAACAACAACCAUCAUCGCUUGACAGACACGCAAGUGUAUGAAAAACUUCGAGCUAUCGUCACUCCUGGAAAUCCCAACGACAAGUACUGUGUUGUCGACAGAAUUGGCCAAGGAGCCUCCGGAGUUGUGUGCAGCGGUUACGAGAUUGCAACCAAAAAGUUAGUUGCAAUUAAGAAAAUGAACAUUGCUCAGCAACCCAAAAAGGAGCUCAUUAUUAACGAGAUUCUCGUAAUGCGAGCUAAUCGUCAGCCGAACAUUGUCAAUUUUCUCGACGCUUACCUAGUUAAUCCCACGCCUUCAAGUGCUCGUAUCUCCACGUCCAGCAGUGGAAAUGCUAGUGGGGAGGAACUUUGGGUUGUUAUGGAAUAUCUGGAUGGUGGUUCUCUCACUGACGUUUGCACAGAAACUUGCAUGGAGGAAGGCCAUAUUGCAGCUGUUUGCAGAGAGAUCCUAAAGGCACUGGAAUUCUUGCACUCCAACAACGUCAUACAUCGUGAUAUCAAGUCAGAUAAUAUCCUCUUGGGGAUGGAUGGUUCCGUCAAACUCACCGAUUUUGGAUUUUGCGCUCAGUUGUCAAAUGAACGCACCAAACGGUCUACAAUGGUGGGAACUCCCUAUUGGAUGGCGCCAGAGGUUGUAACCCGACGGCAGUAUGGCUACAAAGUGGAUAUCUGGUCUCUUGGUAUUCUUGCUAUCGAAAUGAUUGACGGAGAACCACCCUAUCUUACCGAAAAUCCACUUCGCGCACUUUACCUCAUAGCCACGAUUGGUAAACCGGAAAUUAAAGAGCGGGAUAAGCUUUCAUCAACUUUCGUAGACUUCCUUGAUCGGUGUUUGGAAGAAUCCGUCGAUAAUCGGGCAUCGGCAUCAGAGUUGCUACAGCACCCUUUUAUCACCACACAGUCAAAACCACUCUCUUCUUUGGUGCCCCUAAUCCAAUUGGCUAAGGAGCAAAAAUAA
Molecule: messenger RNA, 2796 nt
Organism: Rodentolepis nana
Lineage: Eukaryota; Metazoa; Platyhelminthes; Cestoda; Cyclophyllidea; Hymenolepididae
Source: the annotation of a GenBank genome assembly